This is a messenger RNA of Hibiscus syriacus, 2013 nucleotides long. RefSeq names its product probable receptor-like protein kinase At5g18500. Gene Ontology annotation, molecular function: protein kinase activity; ATP binding. The transcript is spliced from 8 exons. NCBI's taxonomy places the organism in Eukaryota, Viridiplantae, Streptophyta, Magnoliopsida, Malvales, Malvaceae. Gene Ontology annotation, biological process: protein phosphorylation. The record is from RefSeq and is a predicted model, not a curated record. The coding region runs from base 242 to 1660 and encodes 472 amino acids.
GUCUAGAGAUUAAAAAAGACCCAUAAACUGCGUUUUUUUGUUCAACUGUUAUUUAAAUGCGUUCUGUGAUGACUUUCAGAUAAUCUGUCACUUUCAUCACCAAUACAGGAAAGGUUUCAAAUUCCAGUUGUUGUUCAAGCUGAUUCAUCAUUCCAAUACCCAACCCCGUUUCUCAGAGACCCAGAGUCCUAAAUUUUGAGACGAACCCAUUUCUCAACGAGGCUUCUUGGUGUCAGUUAAAAUGGCGUCUGAGCUGAACAGAAGUUUGUCAAAAACAUACAUUGGUUUGCAGUUGUGGGUGCUGAUUGCAAUUUGCUUAGUGGUGCUUUUUUUAGUUAUCCUUGGCAUAUCUCUAUGGCUUAGUUUUCAGAACACCCGAAGACCUAAUGACAUUCUUCCUGUAAGGCAAGAACCUUAUGUUGCAGAGGUGAUUAAAGAGAUAAGUGUUGAUCAGGUUUCAGCAAACAAUGGUGGUAUGAAUGCCAUUAAUGAUAAAUUUACCAACAGAGAUUCGGAGAAGGUUCGGUUUAAUGUCGAUAAUGAAGAUAAUAGUGGUCAGUCUGGUUCGUUUAAUCGUUUAGAGAAAGAUGUUAAAGGGUCUCAACUAGGAGAAGGGGGAGGCACUGGGGCAGUUUCCAAACAUGGAUCUGCUUCGAAUCCUUUGACUGCUCCUUCACCUUUUUCUGGCCUUCCUGAAUUGUCGCAAGUAAGCUGGGGUCAUUGGUUCACUCUAAGAGACCUACAACUUGCGACUGACCGGUUUUCAAAGGAUAAUAUUAUUGGUGAUGGUGGGUAUGGAGUUGUUUAUCGAGGCAAUCUGAUUAACGGAACUGCUGUUGCUGUCAAAAAGCUCAUUAACAAUUCGGGACAAGCUGACAAGGAUUUCAGGGUGGAGGUUGAAGCCAUUGGCCAUGUGCGGCAUAAAAACUUGGUUCGACUUCUUGGGUACUGCAUUGAGGGCACACAAAGGAUGUUGGUUUAUGAAUACGUCAACAACGGAAAUUUGGAGCAAUGGCUCUGUGGAGAUACAUCUCACAAGGGAUAUCUUACUUGGGAUGCCCGCAUAAAGAUUCUUAUUGGCACCGCCAAGGCGUUGGCUUAUUUGCAUGAGGCUAUUGAACCGAAAGUUGUGCAUAGAGACAUAAAAUCGAGUAAUAUAUUGAUUGAUGAGAACUUUGAUGCUAAGAUAUCCGACUUUGGUCUGGCCAAAUUGCUAGGCGAUGGGAAAAGUCAUAUCUCAACUAGAGUUAUGGGUACCUAUGGUUAUGUUGCUCCGGAAUAUGCCAAUUCUGGCUUCCUAAACGAGAAGAGUGAUGUUUAUAGCUUUGGUGUUGUGCUCUUAGAAGCAAUUACUGGAAGGUACCCAGUAGAUUACAGUCGCCCUCCGCCAGAGGUACAUAUGGUUGAAUGGCUAAAGAUGAUGGUUCAACUCAGACGUUCCGAGGAAGUAGUGGACCCUAACUUAGAGACUAGACCGCAAACUAGUGCUCUCAAACGAGCUUUGUUGACUGCUUUGAGAUGUGUCGACCCCGAUGCAGAUAAAAGGCCGAAGAUGAGUCAGGUUGUUCGCAUGCUUGAAUCAGAGGAGUAUCCCAUUCCUCGAGAGGAUAGAAGACGCCGAAAGAAUCUGGCAGUUAAUUCAGGCGCUAACCAGGAUUAAGGGUCCUAGACUCGGGACUCAAAAAUGGUUUUAGAAGCUGAGAAGAGUGAUGAGCUAUCACCAUCCUUAACCUGAUGAAAUUCUGAUUGAUACGUUGUAAUGGCCUAUAGUUGAGAGAUGGAAAACAUGCAACACAUGCAGGUUACCUGGGAAUACUUUUUGGGAUUGGCUGCGGAUCGUAGAUAACAUUUGUUCAUGUCCGGAAAUAACAGUCACAAGACACCACAGCCGUAGAUUUUUUCUGUACAGGUCUAUACGGAGUAUGCAUAAUUUGUUUCCUCGUUAAUUCGGUUCUGUUUAUGUCGUUGGUCCAAUUGUACGACUUCUUGUUGCUCUGAGUUCAAUUGAGAAAA